UUGAUUAAAUAACAAUAUAUCAACGAUUUUGAACUCGUACCGGGUACUUGACCUUAGAAGCCGCGGUUGAACCAAUCUUGAUCCAUUUACAAAUUGGGUGGCCGGAAAAAACAUCCACCAAACCAAACACACCACGUUUACGUUUGACCUAACCUGUGUUUAGAUGAAGUAAUCAUUGAGGAACCACAGAUUUAGAAGCUGUUUACUUCUAGAAAUUCAGAAUCUUUGGUAACCCUAGCUGAAACCAUGGCAGGUGAAACUGAAACCCUAGAAAAGCCUGUAGAUGGUGUUUGUACUCUUGGGAGUGAUGCUGAGCUGAAUGAUGAUGUGGGUUUGGAUGGUUCAGUUGAGGAAGAUAAAGAUGUGAAUUCUGCAGGUGAAGGAGCUGCUGGGGCUCUGGUUGAGGGUUCUGUGGUUUUGAGGUCCUUAGAAGGGGAGAGUGAGAAUGGAACAGCUGAGUUGGAUGGACAUGAUGCAACCUUGGAUGAGCAGAAGAGCGUUGUUCUCAAGGAGGAGAAUAAAAUGUCGGGCGAAGAAAUUAUGAGUGAUGUUAUUGAGGUUGAGUUGGGUGAUAAGCAUGGUGUUGAAGGGCAAGCUGACAUUUCUGAGCAGAUUGUUUCACAUAGAGAGCAGGAGGUUGGAGGUGAAGAAUUUAAUGAUGCUAAGAAGCGAAAAACGAUGGAUGGGAAAGUCCUGAAGCGUGCUUCCAUGAAGAGUUCAGGGAAAAAUUAUCAAGUGAGUUAUCAGCUGCCGCCUGAAAAGGAAGGUGAAUUUCCUUUGUAUGGUAUGGUUUGGGGUAAGGUGAGAAGUCAUCCAUGGUGGCCUGGACAGAUAUUUGAUCCCUCGGAUGCAUCUGCACUGGCAAUGAAGCAUUUUAAAAAGGGUUCCUAUCUGGUAGCAUAUUAUGGGGAUGGAACAUUUGCCUGGAAUGAAGCAUCUCAGCUAAAGCCCUUCAGGACACAUUUCUCUUCUAUUGAAAACAAGAGCAAUUCGGAUAUCUUCCGGAGUGCUGUAGACUGUGCUAUGGAAGAAGUCACUAGACGAGUAGAAUUUGGGCUAGCAUGUUCCUGUAUACAUAAAGAUACAUAUGACAAGAUUAAAGUCCAGGUUGUAGAAAAUGUUGGGAUCCGAGAAGAACUUAGUGUGGCGAACAUAGUGGAUGAAUCUUUAAACAUUAGCUCCUUUUCACCGGAGAAGCUCAUUGAAUACUUAAAAACUCUAUCUGAGUUGCCAACCGGUGGCUUUGAUAGAUUGGAGCUUUCAAUUGCUAAGGCUCAGUUGCUUGCAUUCUAUCGUUUGAAAGGUUACUCUUACUUGCCUCAAUUGCAAUAUUGUGGAGGUUUGGAAAAUGACAUUGACAACUUAGUUGAUGAUGCUGAUAAAAAUCGGAGUGAAGUUCAUGAGCUGGCAACUCAUGUGAGUAAGAAUGAUGGUCAAUCUGGUACAGGAAACUUGAAAACCGAAAAUGGUUCUUGUAAUAAACAUAAACAUAAUCUGAAGGAUGUUGUGUAUACACGGAAGAAGAAAAGAUUUUCCGAACCAGUUGGCGGGACUUCAGAUUCUACUGAUGGUGAUAUUUGGUCUAAUGAGGUCACUGAUGUUCUGAUUACCCCUUCCCUUUCCAAGAAAAGGAAGACCAUUGUUGAUGUCUCAGGGAAAGAUAGGAGCAAAUCAGUUUCCCUUGCAAAAGUUUCAAAUACUGCCAAACAAUCAUUUAAAAUUGGUGAUUGUAUUCGUAGGGUUGCUAGCCAACUUACUGGACCAUCCUCCAUGCUGAAGUGUUCUGGAGCCAAGUCUCAGAUAGCAGAUGAAGGUGCUGAUGAUUUUUCUGGAAAUGGAACCGAUGUCUUCUCCCUUAAUCUUGAGGAGGCUCAGAAGUCAGGCUUGAUUUUUCAUAAAGGAUGUUCAUCUCUAGGUGAUUUGCUAUCUUCACUUCAAUGGGUAGCACAUGAACCUCAGGGAGAUUAUAGUUUCUUGAAUGUUAUAGUGAGCUUCUUCUCUGAUUUCAGGAAUUCAAUAACUGUGGGCAAUGAUUCUGGGAAAGAAAUCUUACCUACAAAUGAGGUUGGUACUAAAAGGAAGAAACCACUCAUAGGUGGAUCACCUGAAACAUGUAAAUUUGAUGAUCUGGGUGACACAUAUUUGAAAGACAUGGUCAUCCAGGUUAGUCGUCGCCGUAGGUCCUAUUCCACAAAACGCUAUUCUGACAGCAACCAUGUGGAGGAUCCUGAAAAACCUUCUGGUUAUAUAGAUGAAGAAUCCCCAGCUGAACUUGUUUCAAGCUUUUCUGAGUUGGAUUCUGUUCCUUCAGAAACAAGCCUAAGUAAGAUCUUUAGGCAUUUUGGACCUCUAAAGGAAUCUGAAACAGAGAUUGACAGAGAAAGCAGCAGGGCUAGAGUGGUUUUCAAGAAGCGUGCCGAUGCGGAGGUUGCUUUCAGUAGCGCGAAAAAGUUCAACUUAUUUGGUUCAGCUCUUGUAAAUUACCAGCUUAACUAUACUCCAGGUCGUGGAUAGUGCCGGUGGAACAUUUGUAAGGAAGCAUGUCAGGUGACUAGCAAUCUAGAACAAGAUCAGUAGGAGGAUGUUUAGACAGCAACAACCUGAGACUUUUUUGGAAGGAUUUUGGAAGAAAACAGAGGUAUUACUUAGAUAAAUUUGGUUAGUGAUUAGUGAUUAGUGAUUAGUGAUUAGUGAUUUUUGGCUUUUAUGAUACAGCCAAUGCAUCUUCUGUUAGUUCUAACUACAUUCAUAGAUAUAUGUGAUAUUAGGAAAUGAAAAUUUCUAUCUUGACUUUGAGUUGUAUAUUGGUUCGAAAAUGUUGACAAGUAAACCAUUCAGUUUCUAUGGUACACAGUAAUUUGAUUUCCUUUC
Molecule: messenger RNA, 2871 nt
Organism: Lotus japonicus
Lineage: Eukaryota; Viridiplantae; Streptophyta; Magnoliopsida; Fabales; Fabaceae
Product: PWWP domain-containing protein 5-like
Exons: 3
Coding region: 247-2514 (755 amino acids)
Source: RefSeq, a predicted model, not a curated record